AUGACCGAGACAGCCAGAAUGCUAGGUCUCACCGAACCACUACACCAGAGGGUGUCCCAGAAGUUCAUGACAGCCUUCAAGGCCAAGGACAUUCUAUUCUCUGAGACCAGUCUCGCAUACCUCCAAGCUCGGGGAGGAGCUUCGUUCCAACUGCGAUACUGCCCUGCGUUGAAGAAGAAGCCCCAAGGAGACGGCUUUGUCCCCAAAAAGAAGCCACUGAGGCCUCACUUUGAUCCUUUCGAAGACCCGCCUGCAGAGCUCCUAAUUGCUCAAAUCCCGGCCCACAAUGCAUCGCACAAUUUGGUGUUGAACAAAUACCCAGUCAUUCACAACCACUUCAUUCUCGCCACCAAGGCCAACAAACCGCAAACAGACCUUCUAGAGGCAGACGAUAUCGGCCUGACACAUGCUUGUCUACGCGCCUGGCACGACCAGCGGCAUAGUGGAGACCCUUCCCGUCUCUUUGCUUUCUUUAACUCUGGCGAACACAGCGGUGCCAGCCAGAUGCAUCGACAUUUGCAGUUCCUACCUGUCGAGGAUAUGGCAGGUCCGAACAGUCGAGAGUGGAGGCUUCUCAUCGACCGCAUGACUGUGCCGGCUCAUCCAGACCUACCACUAUUUCAAGAUCCAUCGUUGCCCAUCUUGCAUUUUUCCACGCCCCUCGAACCCGACGCGUCUGCAGCCGACUUACACGGCCGAUAUGUACUGCUCGUGCAAGCAGCGCUGUCUGCUGCCGAGUUCCCCGGCCAACCUCUAGAACAAAGCUUAGCAAUUGAAAGGAACGGCAAGACACUGAUCUCUUACAACCUUGCCAUGACGACGGAACGGAUGGCAAUCUGCCCUAGGAGACAAGAGGCUGUUGACAUCCCCGGCGCUGGCCCAGAGAGCUCCGUGGCCAUCAAUGGCACAAUACUGGCCGGAACCCUGAUGGUCAAGGACGAAACGGAGUGGGAUGUGCUUCGAGAAACCCAUUCCCUCCUCGACGACAUGCUGGGUGCGAUCGGCUUUUCAUUGACAUCGUGGAAACAAAAUGAACGAUCAUCAAAAGCAUAG
This is a messenger RNA of Fonsecaea nubica, 1053 nucleotides long. RefSeq lists its product as hypothetical. The record is from RefSeq and is a predicted model, not a curated record. Gene Ontology annotation, molecular function: ATP:ADP adenylyltransferase activity; ATP binding. Gene Ontology annotation, biological process: nucleotide metabolic process. NCBI's taxonomy places the organism in Eukaryota, Fungi, Ascomycota, Eurotiomycetes, Chaetothyriales, Herpotrichiellaceae. The coding region runs from base 1 to 1053 and encodes 350 amino acids. The transcript has 2 exons.